Miscanthus lutarioriparius is the source of this 1059-nucleotide messenger RNA. The record is from the annotation of a GenBank genome assembly. Lineage: Eukaryota; Viridiplantae; Streptophyta; Magnoliopsida; Poales; Poaceae.
AUGCACCGCCUCGUCGCCUUCUCCCCGCCCGCCGCCGCCGAUCCUCCUCGCCCGCUGCGGCCUGGGCGGCGGCCGUCGGCGCGUACAAGAUCUACCACCACCCGGCCGUCGCGAGAGCGCCGCCGCCUCGUCGCGCCUUCGCCGCCGCCAUCGCGGCCUUUCGCUGACGCCGCCGCGUCGUCCGCCGCGCCAGCAGCGCCUGGUGGUAACCUCGAUCUCGCCGACUUCGUCCGGUCCGGCGCGGACGAGGUCCCCAGCAGCGUCAAGCAGCUGGCCAAGCUUCGCCGCCUCCCUGAGGUCUCCGCCACCGUCUCCACCCUAUCCGAGGCGGUGACCUCCGGAUGCUUUCCAGGGCGCGGAUCCUCUAGCUCCGGGCCCGGAUCCGGCGGUACCGUGGCCCUCUCCGAUCGUCUCGUGAGACAAGCUCUUCUCCGACUCAGGCGAAGCGCCUCGCGGCAGCGGUUGCCGGAGCUUCGCCCGCCAUCUCGUGCUUUCGCCUUUUACGCCGCUCCUUCACCUCGGGGAGGCGUCCUCCUCCUCCUCCUCCCCGGCGAUGUGGGUCAACGUGGUUGCGACUGGAAAGUGCCGAAGGCGAUAAGCAACUGGGUUGAGGUCUUCGUGGGCACCGCUGUGAGGGAGUUCAUUGACAAGACCAUCCACAUCAACACCUACGAGCAGCUCUUCGAGGGCCUCACCAAUCCGAGACAUGAUGCCAAGGUCAAGGAAUUGCUUGUUUCAGUGUGCAAUGGUGCGGUUGAGACUUUAGUGAAGACCACUCACCAUGCCCUGUACAAUACUAAUGGCAAUUUGGAUCCAAGUGGUAGUGGCAGUGGCAAUGGAGUUGGGGAAGGGAGAGUCACAUUUGAGACUGUGAGGUCAUUUCUGGAGUUUGUUCUUUGGAAGCUGCAGGAUGGGGCCAGGAAGGGCAGUGACUCCUUUGUUGACAGUGGGCUGCGCGUGGUGAGGUAUAUGAGCGAUAAGUCCAUGGUUAUCGCCACGAUCUGCAUUACAUUGUGCUUGCAUGUGUUGAAUGGGACUAGGCUCUUGGUAACAGCUUGA